AUGACUUGCGACAUUGAACCUGUCUCCCUGCUUCAAUCGCAUUCCUACACCCAAACAGUACAACAUAUCGACAUUGUAGCGAACAAGAUGGGCGAAGAACCGAAGAAGGGUCGCCUGACCCUGUACGAAAACCUGCUCUCCAAGGACACUCUGCGCGAGAUGCAGGCGAGGGACGCAGCAAAGAUGGCAGACGAGGCCAAGAAGAAGAAAGACGCCUCUCUGAUGUUCAAGCCGACAAACUUGGGCAAGAAGAACACCAAACCAGCACCAAAACCGAAGCCGACAUUCGCAUCAGUACACAAGAACUCCUCGAGUGUAUCCACUGGACCGCCGGCUACGACAGACGCGCCAGAGCGAUCGAGCACACCCCAGCAGCAAUCACAGCAGCAGCAGGCGCAAAAGCGAGGAUUCAAUGAUUGGCUUGCGAACGAGGACGAGGAGUGGGAGUACUACGAGAAGCCGCGGCAUGGCCAGAGCGGGAAGAACAGGAAGAAAAAGAAGAGCAAGCAGGCGCAGGAACAAGCCUGGUCUUGGGACGAUCUGUACGAUCCAUCCUUGCCUGUGAACUUCCUUGCAUAUCCCAAGUCUGAUGCAUACUACGACGUCAAUGAAGCGUGGAAGCAGAGACUGUACGAUGCUCGGAGAAGGGAGAGGCAGCGGAAAGGUCAGGACAAGAAGCGUUCGUACAGCGACGACGAAGAUAUGCCUGAUGCCAGAAGUCGGCCACGAGCUGGUAUACAGUUCGCGCCGCCGAGCAACAUCGACUUCGCUCCUCCCACAGCGUCGAGCUCAGACGGUCCCUCUCGAACACACUCCACGGGUCUUUCACGAGAUCGCGAUGACCGAUCAGCGCCGUCCUAUCCGCCCCCGGUUGAGAUCAACCAAGAAGAGACGGCGGAGGAAGUAUACGCACGGCGCAUGGCAUUGAGUGGAAGACCCGUUCCAACACAACCUGCAGCCCCCUCACCUCCCGCUGUACCGCGACCCUCGCCCAUCGCUGCUCCGGUACCACCACCUCCAACGAAACCACUUUCGGCGGAUGCGGAGGAGAAACGAGCGAAAGCUGCUGCACAGAUCGCUGCCAUCAAAGCGAAGAUGGCAGCAAAGACCGGAAGUCCAGCGCCUGCAACAGCAUCUCCUCAGCCACCAGCACAAGUUGCAGCGAUACCCUCAACGAAUGCGCCUCCCGCGACGAUAGCGACCCCUCCCCCGCCUCCGCCCGAACCUCAGCAGCCUCCAGCCCCCGCCAGCACGAUCUCCGCAGCACCGACCUUCAACCCAGCAUACCAUGCGAACAAAGCAGCCCAGGAUGAGGCGGCGCCAGAGGCGGAAGAAACGGCAGAAGAUCCACAUGCGCCUCGAUCAAGAGCACCCGGACAAGCAGGCUUUGCAGAAAGACUCAUGGCCAAGAUGGGAUACCAGAAGGGUCAAGGCCUCGGCGCAGACGGCUCAGGCAUCACAACCGCCAUCGUCAUGAAAGCCGAGAAGCGCAAGAAGAAGUCCGAUGCCGAAGGCGGAGGUUACGUCGCACCGGCCAAUAUGGGCAAGAUCGUAGGCGGCAAGAAGAAGAAGAAGGUCGAGACUACCGAAAGCGAGACGGAUGCCAUGUCUGAGGUCAUCAGACUUGAGGGUAUGCUGGCGAAUAUGGACGUGGACAAGGAGAUUCAGGAGAAUAAUUUGAUGCAAGAAGUUGGGGAUGAGCUGGGAGAGUUUGGGAAGGUGGAGAGGUUGUUUAUUUGGAGGACAAACGCAGGUGGGAAUGAUGAGGUUUUCAUCAAGUUUACGAGUCCGCUGAGCGCGCUGAGGGCUGUGAGGGAGAUGGACGGGGUGGAGUUUGCGGAUAAUGUCGUGAAGGCGGCGUUCUUUGACGCGGAGAAGUUUGAGAGGGGGGAGUAUGCUUGA
This is a messenger RNA of Fulvia fulva, 1902 nucleotides long. RefSeq names its product DNA-damage-repair/toleration protein, chloroplastic. Gene Ontology annotation, cellular component: precatalytic spliceosome. The transcript is spliced from 3 exons. Gene Ontology annotation, biological process: mRNA cis splicing, via spliceosome. Lineage: Eukaryota; Fungi; Ascomycota; Dothideomycetes; Mycosphaerellales; Mycosphaerellaceae. Gene Ontology annotation, molecular function: nucleic acid binding. The record is from RefSeq and is a predicted model, not a curated record. Bases 1 to 1902 code for a protein of 633 amino acids.